AUGUCGGUCACUGAUUCCGCCGCAAAUUUCCGUGCGAGGGCCAUCGCGCUGGGGCUUGAUGAGGCCGUUCUGCAAAAGAUCGUCGACGGGGGUAUUGACACAUUGGCCAAGUUUGCCUUUUCGUCUUCAUACACCCCGGGCGCUCAGGAUGAGAAGCCUUUUCUUGAUUCCAUCGCAACUCUUCUGGGUAGGGAUGGUAGCGUGGGAGAAUUGUCAGUACUUCGACGCUUAUUCCAUGAAUCCUACUCGCUCACCUCUGCUGAGUUGAAGCAGUCAGUGGAACGUGUCGAGGACGGGCCUGUCAAGAGAUUGGCUCAGCCAGACAGGGCCGACCGGUUGGCCAAGCAACAGAAACGCUUACCUGGGAUAAGCAUCCGAGGUCCUCUUGAGCCAUCUGAUCGACUCGUGGAUCGUUGCGUGGCGAUCUAUGAGGAAAACCGGCUUGUCUACGUUGAGCUUUCAGCCUGCACCUCUAAGGAAGAUGAAAUUAAGCAAGCCACGCUCAAGGAGGACAGGCAUCUUGUCGUAGAAAGCGGGGGAAAUGUUCGACUCAAAGGCCUGGUGAACAACAAGAUGGAUGCAGACAUUUCCUCUGAUUUGCUCAUGCGGUAUGCUCUUACUAGGCGUGGCCUAGCGAUGGAGCAAGCGGGAAUCAUCUCAUAUACACUGCAUGACGCAUGGACCGAGCAACUGCUCGCGUGCCCCAGCCGCGUUUCCUUGCAACAGGUCAUCCAUGCUGACAGGCAAUUCUUCAUCAAACUUGCCGAGCUCACCCGGGAAGGAAUACAGCUUCAGGCGAAGGGUAGGCCAUGUGAUUUGCACUUCGAGACAGCUCGCAAUCACCCGGAUGUGGCGCACCUAAUGCAACCCCUUCUUGCAGCGGUGCCUAGACCAGACCCCACAUGGACGCCCCGAAAAGGCGACGGCAAGAACGGCAAGGGAGGUAAAGGUCAGAAGGGUGGUAAAGGGAAGCGGGACACCACUGCCAUCACUGCUGCGAUGCCUAAGGAGAUUGCUGAUGGGGGGUUAUCUUUCACGCCUAAAGGGUACGCAAUCUGUUGGGAUUAUAAUCUCAAUAGAUGCAAGCGCAGAGUCGGAGCCGAUACAGGUAUGAGCGUUGAUGCAGCCGGCGGUGCUUCCGCCGAAAUCCUUUCACAACAGUUGCUUGAGGCUGACAGGUUGCCCACUCCAGAGGAGAUUGAAGAGCUCGUUAGCCUCUUGCCGCAUGACGAGUUGACCGGCGAACGCCGGAGCAACGCGGACGCUUCUUGCAGUGCAUUCCAUAGCGGUGCUUUUGUACACAUCAAAGUCGGAUUGCGUCGAAAUUGCAAAAUCUUCCCAAGCACGACAAAGCUACUAUCGAGAAUUCUGCGGCAUGCCCAUCCUGGGCAUGAAUUUACUUCCUUGCUGCUUUCUGUGGACAACCAGACUGCAUUGCAUGCAGAUAGCCAGAAUGCCUUCAUCCCAAACUUGGUAGUUCCACUAAACAGGUUUUCUGGUGGUGGGAUUUGGGUGGAAUCCGAUGUUGGCAAAGAGCGUUUGACAGUCGAUGGCCAAGAGCUGCUGGGUCGGCGAAUGGUCCUUAUCGGAUACUCUGUACAAGGCGGUGAGAUGCUUCAAGACUCGGAUAAGGUUGAGCUGGAAGCCUUGGGGUUCGCACUUCCAUCGCAGUACCCCGCCACCGGCAACCAGGUGGCUGAGCAAGCGUGUUUUGCAGACUUCAGAAAUGGGACCAGCAGCCCGCCACUUCUUGAGCAAAGGCCGGCAUAUGAUCCACAGCACAUCGGCGAUCCGUCGAGGAGUCCAGUGCAAGGGAAGUUCUUGAAACCUACCCAGUUCUUUAUGUCCACGCUGAGCCGCCUUAUGCCACGUUUGGGCCACAGCAGGUAUUCCUUGGACCUUGGAACACCCAAAGGCGACCAUUCGCAUGGCCAAGUCGAAGGUGGAGUCGUCACACACCCUCCCGAAUUCUGCAAACAUGUCGCCCAAGCAGUUGCGCGGCACCAUGGACUUGCUUGCCCUGACGUGGCUUUGUCAUCCACGCCAGCUGGUGUUGCCCAGCAGAAGAGAGGCAAACCUGAAGCUUCGCUCCUGCCUGAGUUCGGCAAGGUCUUGCAGGUAGAUGUCGAUCAGGUUCCGCCAGUGAACCACAAGCAGUGCCUCACUCGCCCGUUGGGCGAGGUGCCAGCAGGAUCCAAGCUCAUCGCCACGUCUCUUCUCAAGGGUGAUGCGGGUGGCGAUGCGGGUAACGAGGGUAAGAAAUUUCGCCUUUCUUUAGGAGUUUUUGCCACACCAGAUGAGUUCGUUGAUGCGGCCAAGGACUUGCUACAUCCUUUUGCUGCUUCGGCUGUUCUGUCGCCCAUCGUGAAAAGGCGUUUGUUUGAGGCCUUGACCAAAGGUCCUGAAUGGGUUCAGCGACAACGGUGCUCCAAAUUGAAAUUGUGGCUUAGCUGGGCCAAAGAACUGCAAGUUGCCGAAGGAGAAAUGAAGGGUAAGCUAGAUCCUGACAUUGGCCGUGUGCUUCGAGGCAAGCGCUUGUUGCUUCUUAAGCGUAUUGCUGAUGAUAUGGACUGGCCCGACAAGGAUUGGUUGGGUGAGCUCUUGGAAGGGUUUGACUUAGUCGGUAGUCAGAAGCACACCGGGGUCUUCAAGCGAGAGUUGCGACCACAAGCAAGAACUAAGGCGGACUUUCUUGAUGCUAGCAAGUUCUUGCGACCUGCACUUCUGGGCAAGGUCGCCUCUGAGGGUCUGAACGAGCAUUCUCAGGAACUCUGGGACAAGACCUUGGAAGAGGUGACGGACGACCUUCUUGAAGGACCUCUGACGCAGGAGGAGGUUCAUGCCAGACAUGGUGACCAUUGGGUCCCGGUUAGGAGGUUCCCGGUGGUACAAUCUUCAGCGGGCAAGAGGAAGCUUCGACCGAUUGAUGAUUUUUCGGAGAAUCUAGUCAACGGUUCUUUUUCGUAUGCCGAUAAGAUUGACUUGCGUGCCCUUGACGAAAUCAUUGCCAUCUGCCGAUGCUGGACCCAGGCAUGCACUUCAGAACAUCAGUUCUUUUUCGCGAUGCCUGAAGGGCCACCGUUGGUGGGCCGUGUCCACCCUCUGUGGGUCAGCGGGGCUUGGGAGCCUUUGCUUACAACGUUCGAUUUGAAGAAUGCUUAUCGUCAAUUCCCAUUGUCACCAGGCAGCCGUGCUCAUGCGAUCAUUGCACUGUUGGACCCGAGCAGUCUUGGCGUGGGUUUGUUCGAGUCCAAAGCGCUACCCUUCGGUAGCACGGCGUCGGUGGUGCACUUCAAUCGAAUGUCACGUUUGUUUUGGAGGAUUGGCCUUGAACUUCACCUGUGGUGGAGCAAUUUUUAUGAUGACUACCCAGUCAUGACGCCAACACUGCUUAAGGAUUCCACCAUGGCGACUAUGAUGCUCCUGUCCCAGCUGUUAGGGUUUAGUGCCUCCCUUGAGAAGUUGGCCCCAUUUUCUUCGGUUGGUACGAUGUUGGGCGUUGAAGUAGACUGCAGUUCAGCGCCCGAUGCGCUCAUCCGUGUUCGCAACAAAGAGGGUCGUGCCAGCGAGGUGUGUGAGGUCAUACAGGGAUGCAUUAAGGCUGGUGUGGUAAGGCAAAAGGAUUUCGCCCGUGUCGCUGGCCGGAUUCAGUUCUCAGACUCGCAAAUCAUGGGACGUACCGGCAAACUAGCUUUGGCCGAGUUGCGAGCCUCAUCGGCCAGGCAUGCUGACAAGUUCCGUCUUGGAGAGCAGGAGGUUAGGGCCUUUGAUUUCUUGGUCAGUCGACUGUCCUUUGGUGCUCCUAGGGUUGUGCCCUGUUCGGUUCCUCCGAAACCGAUUCUUGUCUUUACCGAUGGUGCCAGCGAAGGAUCUACUCACACAGUGGGGGGAAUCAUUUUUGACCCGCGAGAACAACAACCGAAGUACUUUGCUUGCCAUGUGUGCGACAGUGUCGUCUCGACCUGGUCCCGGGACCUUCAGCACAUCAUAGGUCCCGUCGAGGCCUACGCUGUGCUCACAGCGAGAAAGGUCUUUCAUCAGUCUCUGUCGGGACGAUAUUGCGUGUACUUCAUUGAUAACGACGGGGUACUGCUUAGCUACAUCAAGGGUACGUCUUCUAGCAAACCUAUGCGAGACAUUUUGCUGAUGUGGGAGUCCCUGGAGAUGCAUGCUCACACGUGGGCGUGGUGGGCUCGUGUGCCAUCCGCAUCCAACCCAGCCGAUGCGCCGUCAAGAGGCGAGCUGGAUGAGCUUGUCAAAGCUGGGGCAUUGCGUGUGGAUUGUGAUUGCCCGCUUACCGGUACAAGACUUGUCGACUUGUAA
Molecule: messenger RNA, 4323 nt
Organism: Symbiodinium sp. CCMP2592
Lineage: Eukaryota; Dinophyceae; Suessiales; Symbiodiniaceae
Source: the annotation of a GenBank genome assembly